AUGCAUAGAGCCCAAGCUCUUCACACUCUGCGUUCCAGCAGCUGGUCCACUUAUGUAGCUGCAUUUAUGAAGCAAGCCUCUCUCCUCGUCCUUCCAUCUUCGAGCAAACUUAAGCUCUACGGAGGCGACAGAUCCCGUCCUCUCAUCCGCAAGUUUGAAGCUCCAUUCUGUGUGCGUGUCUGCAUGGCUUUCACUGACGGCAAGAUGACACAGGUCACGAAGGGUCCUUGCAAUCUUCCACCCAUUGCGAAUACCUCUGUCGAUGCAGUCACCAGGUCGGAGUCAAGACGCAAAAGUUCUCUGACCUUCGAGGAUUUACCACCACCAUCACCGCACUUCUUUGAAACUACUCGACUCCUCAGCAAUGCGGCGCCGAACAAAGGCAAUCAGACGCCUGUUAGGUUGUCCAGCGUCCGACAGAACGGUCGCGUUAAAAGGCAAAGUACGCUACGAGGCAGCUUGCCUUAUAUUGGCGAAAAUUGUGAGGACUUCCCCGGCGACAAGCCCGAAAUGAUAGAGCGGUAA
This is a messenger RNA of Dibothriocephalus latus, 525 nucleotides long. Lineage: Eukaryota; Metazoa; Platyhelminthes; Cestoda; Diphyllobothriidea; Diphyllobothriidae. The record is from the annotation of a GenBank genome assembly.